This is a messenger RNA of Aquila chrysaetos chrysaetos, 2106 nucleotides long. It is a transcript of the gene WNT1, whose product is annotated as Wnt family member 1. The record is from RefSeq and is a predicted model, not a curated record. NCBI's taxonomy places the organism in Eukaryota, Metazoa, Chordata, Aves, Accipitriformes, Accipitridae. Gene Ontology annotation, cellular component: extracellular region. Gene Ontology annotation, biological process: multicellular organism development; neuron differentiation; cell fate commitment. Gene Ontology annotation, molecular function: frizzled binding; cytokine activity.
CGCCGCCGCUCCGGCCGCCCCAUAAGAGGUGCCGCGGCUCCGCCGCUCCCCAUUGUUAGGGCGAGGACGCGGGGAGGCCCCGCUCGGUGGGACCGGCCCAUGGGGACCCUCCGCGCCGCCCCUAUAAGAGGGAAGGGGCUGGAAGAUGCUCCCGGGUGCUGAGCGCUGCGCACCCACCGUACUGAACCGAGUCCAACCGUACCGUCUCCCCGGGGAGUCGCCGGGUACCGCCCACGGAGCAGCGAGCACCGGGACCGGGUACCGAAUACCGGGACCGGGUACAGCUCACGGACACAGCCGAGUACCGGUACGGGGUACCGCGGACGGACAGCCCGACGCCGCGCUCCAGGGACCGGCGAGGGAGCGCCGGGCACCGCACUCCCGACGCCGCACCCCGGACACCGGGCACCGGUUUGGCAGCCCGGUGCCGGCGUCGGUGCCGGUUCGUCCGCCCGGCGCUCCCCGCUUCUUCCCACGGCCGCCUUCAUCGGAGCCGCCCGCCCUACCCGCGCCCCGCGCGUCCGGAAACACGCGUGGAUGUAGCGGCCGGGCCGGGGGCUCCGCGGCACCAUAAAUACCCCGGCGGCCGCUCGCCCGCGCACUUUGCCGGGGCCUCCCGGUGCCGGAGCCAUGAGAACCGCCGCGCUGGGGCUGGCGCUCCGGGCGCUCUGGGCUCUGGCCCUCUCCUCCCUCUCCAACACGCUGGCGGUGAACAACAGCGGGAGGUGGUGGGGCAUCAUCAACGUGGCCUCGUCCACCAACCUGCUGACCGACUCCAAGAACGUGCAGCUGGUGCUGGACCCCAGCCUGCAGCUGCUGAGCCGCAAGCAACGCAAGCUGAUCCGCCAGAACCCCGGCAUCCUGCACAGCGUCAGCUCCGGCCUCCAGACCGCCAUCAAGGAGUGCAAGUGGCAAUUCCGCAACCGCCGCUGGAACUGCCCCACCUCCCAGGGUCCCAAUAUCUUCGGCAAAAUCGUCAACCGGGGCUGCCGGGAGACAGCGUUCAUCUUCGCCAUCACCAGCGCCGGCGUGACGCAUUCGGUGGCGCGGUCCUGCUCGGAGGGCUCCAUCGAGUCCUGCACCUGCGACUACCGGCGCCGCGGUCCCGGGGGGCCUGACUGGCACUGGGGGGGCUGCAGCGACAACAUUGACUUCGGGCGCCUCUUUGGGAGGGAGUUUGUGGACUCCAGUGAGAAGGGCCGUGACCUGCGCUUCCUCAUGAACCUGCAUAAUAACGAGGCUGGGCGCAUGACGGUCUUCUCAGAGAUGCGCCAGGAGUGCAAGUGCCACGGCAUGUCGGGCUCCUGCACCGUCCGCACGUGCUGGAUGCGGCUGCCCACUUUCCGCGCCGUGGGUGACGUCCUGAAGGACCGCUUCGACGGCGCUUCCCGCGUCAUCUACGGCAACAAGGGCAGCAACCGGGCGUCGCGGGUAGAGCUGCAUCACCUGGAGCCCGAGAACCCGGCUCACAAACCCCCCUCGCCCCAUGACCUCGUCUACUUCGAAAAGUCACCCAAUUUCUGCACCUACAGCGGGAAGACGGGGACGGCGGGCACGGCCGGGCGCUUCUGCAACAGCUCCUCGCCGGGGCUGGAUGGGUGCGAGCUGCUGUGCUGCGGGCGCGGGUACCGCACGCGCACCCAGCGCGUCACCGAGCGCUGCAACUGCACCUUCCACUGGUGCUGCCACGUCAGCUGCCUGAACUGCACCAACACCCAGGUGCUGCAUGAGUGCCUGUGAGCCCCCCAGGGACCACCCUGCCCAGCCCCGGAGGGGGUCUGCGCCACCCCCCAUGACGGGUGCCCAGCUGGAUUGAAGGCGCCCAUGGGUGGGCGUGUGGCUGCGCCCCAGGGACCCCCGUCCCAUUCCGGGUAGAGCGACCGCCCCAGGGCCAGCAGCCAGCCUGGGUGGGCUCGGUGCCACGCACCUUCCCGGCCGCCUCCUCGGCCAUUCCGGCUGUGUGGGGUCCCCUUUCUCACUGUAAAUAAAAUAUUUAUUGUGGACAGUUUGAUGCCGCCCCCGCCCCGCGCUUCGCUGGCCCCAGGCCCUGUUUUUUAUAAUGAAAGAUAAUAAUAAUUAAUAAUAAUUAAUAAUAAUAAUAAUAAU